AUUUUACUUGGAGGGAUUCACAUAGAAUGCCUUUAAAACAACAACAUACUUGCAGCACUUACAAAUAUUUUGUUUUGUUCGUUUUUUAACUUAUUUGUUUGUAAUUUACUAGUUGAUUAAAUGUAAAUAAAAUUUAGAAAUGGUUAUUAAACGUAACCGUUAUGCAGAAGACCUGAGAAGGAAGGCAUUACUGAAAUACAAAUUUAAAAAGGUGGUCCGCGAAGUCAUUAUGAAUAGCCAAUGGCUUGAUGAAAAUUAUGAAGACCAGAAAAUUUCCGCAAACGUUAAAAAAAAUAUCGCUCUAAUGAUGCGCACGAAACGAAGAGUUGGAAUCCUAACAAUAUAUGAAAAAUCUCUAAUACGAACUCCACAUCAUUUGCGGACAAUAUCUGAUCGAUCCAAACUAUGUAUUCUGUUUGCUGGAUUGAGAUGCUUCCUUUGUAUUCCCCCAAAAUUGCGUGCUCGUGUGGUUCCUGUCAUUAAAUACAUGUCAGCUAAUCCAGGCCGUACAAUUAUAAGACAGGGAGACGAGCCGCAUAUAAUUUUUUUUAUUGUAGCGGGAGAAAUUGGGAUGUUAAAGCAAUCUGAUCGCAAGGUAAAGUUAAAUUCUAAUUACAAGUUCAAGCUUAUAGUUUUUCCAAAAUUUAAGUCUAACUGCGAAAUCAGUUUUGGACCUGGUGAUUGCAUUGGCGAUAUAGAAAUAAUCGAAGACCGCCCACGCGAUUACAGUUAUGUAGCUACAUCGCAAUGCGAACUCCUGGUGCUAGUCGACAAUGAUUUCAAUUCGAUCCUCAAGCCUUACAUGCAGAAGGUUUGGAACGAUAAGAAAGCAGCCUUGAAGGCUUUAGACUACUUCGAUUUUCUCAGCGAAGAUCAAAUUUUGAAAGCAUGCAAGUUAUGUACGCUUAAGCAGUAUAAGCCCUUGGAUACAAUUUACAGUCACGAUAGAGGAAAAUUGACAAAUGUUCAUUUCGUCUUAAGUGGGCAAUGUUUAAUUCUCCAGUGUCUUAAUAUGAAGGUCAUUGUGAAGAAUGGGAAAAAAGGGUACGAGUUGGUGGACACUUUGGAUGGUGAAUUUUUAAAUAUGAAUAGUAAUAACAGUAUCAACAAGCGUGAGGUCAAAAGUCCGUCUAUGUUCGCCGCACUGAAUGCGAUCCAUGACAACGAAAAGGAAUCGUUUGGAUUAUUAAAGAUCUUGGCUGGAUGUGAAUAUGACAAAAAAACCUCAAAGUCAGCAUUAACAUCACUACAAUAUCAUGCUCGUUCAAGCAGCAUUAAAUAUUUCGAAUAUUGUGACGAAGACAUGGUACCCAUUGAUGAAACCCACUCCAGCUCAGUAGAAAUAUUCGAAAACAAAUUACAAAAAAUUUCCUCUAACAGCCAUAAUAAUGUAACUGAAACCGACAAUAGUGAAAUUUUCUCCGUUUCAUCAAGUUCUAGUAGCUCAUCAAGAAAAAGUCCAAGUGCGGACUUAAUCGAAAACCAUUUUAUUGAUGUUGGAUCUCUUACGUUUGGUGGAAUAUUUGGACUGGGUGAAAAUAUGCUUCAUCGUGUAAUAAUGGCACGGAGUACGGUGCAAUGCUUGUUGCUUCCCAGAUUUUUUCUAUUCGAUAACGAACAAAAUCCAGGAAACAUUUGGCAACGGAGACUUUUUUACCUGGAUUGUAUCAUUCCAUCGAGAGAAUCUUUGUUCGAUAAUUUCCUAAAGACCUUAAAGUGGAACAAAUUUAAAAUUGAUUUAAUCAAGAACUUAACACUUAACACAAAAGAUAUCGCCAAGUUUGAUGAUAUACCAAUUUUAUGUCGCAUUGAAGAAGACAGCGAAACGCAAUGACAUUUUUCGUUAUAUAUUUGUUUGUUUCCGCACAGAAUUAAUUAUUAGUGUGUCGCGAGAUUAAUAUAUAUAAUACAUUCAAUAAAUAUAUUUAUUUUGA
Messenger RNA from Drosophila hydei, 1934 nucleotides. RefSeq lists its product as uncharacterized. The transcript has 8 exons. The record is from RefSeq and is a predicted model, not a curated record. NCBI's taxonomy places the organism in Eukaryota, Metazoa, Arthropoda, Insecta, Diptera, Drosophilidae. The coding region runs from base 140 to 1834 and encodes 564 amino acids.